This is a messenger RNA of Gracilinanus agilis (Agile Gracile Mouse Opossum), 513 nucleotides long. RefSeq names its product glyceraldehyde-3-phosphate dehydrogenase-like. The record is from RefSeq and is a predicted model, not a curated record. The transcript has a single exon. NCBI's taxonomy places the organism in Eukaryota, Metazoa, Chordata, Mammalia, Didelphimorphia, Didelphidae. Gene Ontology annotation, molecular function: oxidoreductase activity, acting on the aldehyde or oxo group of donors, NAD or NADP as acceptor. Bases 7 to 324 code for a protein of 105 amino acids.
ACAGGCAUGGCCUUCCGUGUUCCUACUCCCAAUGUGUCUGUGGUGGAUCUGACCUGCCGCCUAGAGAAAGCUGCCAAAUAUGACGAUAUUAAGAAGGUGGUGAAGCAAGCUGCAGAGGGGAACUUAAAGGGCAUCUUGGGCUACACAGAGGACCAGGUAGUAUCCUGUGACUUUAACAGCGACACCCACUCUUCUACCUUCGAUGCUGGCUCUGGCAUUGCCCUCAACGACCAUUUUGUCAAGCUCAUUUCUUGGUAUGACAAUGAGUACGGUUACAGCCACCAUGUAGUAGACCUCAUGAAGUACAUGGCCACCAAGGAGUAAAGUGGAAAGCCAUGAUGGAUCUUCAUCCCCAGCCAAAAAAGAGUAGUUCCACCACUGGGGAGCCCACAUCCAUAAUAACCUAUGUCCCUGUGCUGGGGAUCCCAUGCCCUCUUCACAUCCCUGCCCCAGGCACCCCUGUAGUGGGGGGAGGAGCAUAGUCCUAUGUUGUGUACCAUCAAUAAAGUCAUC